This is a messenger RNA of Drosophila sulfurigaster albostrigata, 1362 nucleotides long. RefSeq lists its product as uncharacterized. The record is from RefSeq and is a predicted model, not a curated record. Gene Ontology annotation, molecular function: catalytic activity. The transcript is spliced from 4 exons. NCBI's taxonomy places the organism in Eukaryota, Metazoa, Arthropoda, Insecta, Diptera, Drosophilidae. The coding region runs from base 1 to 1362 and encodes 453 amino acids.
AUGAAGAUUAUGCAGCUGAACCUGAACCACUGUGCAGCGGCUCAGGACCUCCUACUGGAGUCGGUCAGGGAGAACGGGGUGGAUGCUGACGGCGGCUUCGUCAGGGCGCUAGUGGGCAGCGUUUGGGUGUACAGCGUAUACCUAGCCCCCAGUUUGCCAAUUUCGGACUUUGCUAACACACUGGACAGAUUAGCUGCGGACGUGAGAGACCACUCACCGGUAUUCGUCGCAGGCGACUUCAACGCUUGGGCAGUCGACUGGGGAAGCAUGGUCACCAACCAAAGAGGGCGAUUGCUGGUCGAAGCCUUUGCUUCACUGGACCUAACUCUUCACAAUCAAGGCUCGCAAUGGACAUUCAGCAGGGCCGGUACCGGCUCAAUUGUUGACUUAACAUUUUGCAGCAGCUCGCUCGCUCAUUCAGCGGAGUGGGAACUCGUUGAGAGAGCUGGAAGUUUCAGGCAGCGCAGAGCAAAUGGUCGAAACUGUCAUGGAGAGGCUGGAGUCGGCUUGCGUAGGCUCUAUGCCGAGUCGAGCAAACCCCUCGUUACGCCACACGCCAGUUUAUUGGUGGAGCGAGACUAUUGUCGCCGCAAGACGUGUCUGCAACCACGCGAGGAGGCGUUAUCAGAGAGCACGGGGAAGACCCUCUUUCCCAGAAUGGCAAACACUCUUUGGAGAGAGAGUCGCAAAACUCUUAAAAAUGCGAUCAGGGAGAGUAAAAAACGGUGUUUCCUGUCCCUGUGUGACACACUGGAUGACGACCCAUGGGGCAAGGCAUACCAAAUCGUCAUAAGGAGAAUCGGGACACGGAAAUCGCCACCAUCACCGGAUGAUAUAUUGCGUGGGAAUGUCACGGAUUUGUUUCCUAGCGUGGAGGAAGAUAACGCAUGGCUGCCAAAUACAGCAUCCAACGAUUAUCUGCCGCUGAAGUUGGUUACCAGCGAGAAGGUGUUAAAAUGCGUUAGAAGCAUGAAACAAACCGGGGCUCCAGGUCCGGAUGGCAUACCCGCAAGGGCACUUAUGCUCGCCUGCUCCCUCCAUCCAGAAGCUUUUUCAUCAAUGCUGAAUAAGUGCCUGGAAGAAGCCAUAGUCCCGGAUAGGCCUAUCUGUCUCAUCGACGUGGCGGGGAAACUGCUGGAGAAGGUGAUCUGCACUCGCUUGGAGGAAGCUAUAUUGGUGAACGGAAACCUUUCCCCCAACCAAUAUGGAUUCCGGAAGGCCAGGUCGACAGUCGACGCUAUCGAGAAGGUAGUUGGUAUUGCUUCCAAUGCAAUUGGUGGCACUCGCUGGAAAGGGGGCCAGAAGAAGUACUGUCUGAUGGUGACAUUGGACAUCAGAAAUGCCUUCAACUCGGCCCGCUGA